Hibiscus syriacus is the source of this 1651-nucleotide messenger RNA. RefSeq names its product type I inositol polyphosphate 5-phosphatase 5-like. Lineage: Eukaryota; Viridiplantae; Streptophyta; Magnoliopsida; Malvales; Malvaceae. Gene Ontology annotation, molecular function: phosphatidylinositol-4,5-bisphosphate 5-phosphatase activity; inositol-polyphosphate 5-phosphatase activity; phosphatidylinositol-3,4,5-trisphosphate 5-phosphatase activity. The transcript is spliced from 6 exons. The record is from RefSeq and is a predicted model, not a curated record. Gene Ontology annotation, biological process: phosphatidylinositol dephosphorylation. Bases 268 to 1566 code for a protein of 432 amino acids.
AUGAGACUAAUUUUCUUAUCUGCUCCUAGGAAGAGAGGAAGUUACUGGAGGGCUAAUCGAAGGGCUAAAUCUCUCAGAUUUCGGGUGUUCCAUGGCUUCACCAAAGACUCAACCUCGGGAUUUCCGGGUAUUCGUUGCAACUUGGAAUGUGGGAGGGAAGGCACCCAAUCUUGACAUUAACCUUGAAGAUUUCUUUCUAACUGAGGAUUCUGCAGAUAUUUAUGUCUGUGGUUAUGAUUGUUUCAGGCUUCAUUUCAUUUAUAUAAAAUGACAAGAUUUUGGAGUUUUUUUUACUUAGAACAUCGAUUUCCCAGGUUUCAGGAAAUAGUUCCACUCAAUGCCGGAAAUGUUCUAGUGAUUGAAGACAAUGAGCCUGCUGCAAAAUGGUUGGUCCUUACAAACCAAGUACUUAACAAGCCCGAUUACGACAUCACGCAGCCAUCUCCCGACUGUAUCCAAAGUUUGAAAUGCUCCCAGUCCUUAUUGAAGGAGUCAAAAUCUCCCAACAGUCACUUCUUCCACAAGCCGUCACUCAAAAUCCGUAGUAAGAAUUUCAGGGCGGAAAGUAGCCUUCUCAAGACCUGCAAUUGUCCGAUUGAAUCCACACAUGGGGCGAAACGAGGGCAAAAAAAGCUUAGGGAUUUAGCCAGCAAACAAGACCUCCGUCCCCUACCCGCGCGUCGUGAUGGUGCCGCUGAUGAUGACUUGGUUGAUCUUUCUAAUAUGCCCCAAAACUUUUCCAACGGACACAUGGGUUACCGGCUCGUAGCUAGUAAGCAAAUGGUUGGGAUUUUCCUCUCGAUAUGGGCUCGAACUGAGUUAGUACCAUACAUUGCUCAUCUACGAAUUUCCUGUAUAGGAACAGGAAUAUUGGGACGUCUCGGCAACAAGGGAUGUAUAGCAGUAAGCAUGACAUUGCACCAGACCAGCUUUUGCUUCGUCUGCAGUCACUUAGCUUCGGGUGAGAAGGAAGGCAAUGAACCCAAGAGAAAUGCUGAUGUUAACGAGAUACUCAGAAGCACGCAGUUCCCCAAGAUGUGCAAAGCUUCGAAUCCUCGAGCACCGGAGAGAAUUAUAGAACAUGACCGAGUAAUAUGGCUUGGAGAUUUGAAUUAUCGGGUAGCCUUGAGCUAUGAGAAAACCAGGACUCUGUUGGAGGGGAACAAUUGGGACGUCCUUCUCGAGAAAGAUCAGUUAAACAUAGAGAGAGAUGCCGGAAGUGUCUUCAAUGGAUUCCACGAGGGACGAAUAAUCUUCGCUCCUACGUACAAGUAUUCGCAAAAUUCAGAUUUAUAUGCCGGUGAAACUGUUAAAUCGAAGAAAAAACGACGAACCCCUGCAUGGUGUGAUCGAAUAUUAUGGCACGGUUACAGCAUUCAGCAAUUAUCGUACGUCCGUGGUGAGACGAGAUUCUCCGAUCAUCGGCCCGUUUCGUCAUUGUUUACGGUGAAAGUCGAAGUGACGAGAAAAUCCGGUAACAGAUUCAGGAAAGGUUAUUCAUGUGCGGUAAAGAGAUCGCAAUACGAAGAUUCUAUACCUAAACGGCAUAGUUUCUAUGAGUUGUAACUCCAAAUUUUAUUUGUUUAUUCCCUUUAGAUCAUUUAAAGUAAAUUUCACCUGCAUUUAUUUUCAUCUGAAAUCACUUUCUUUA